AUGGUGCCAAGCUGUGAUAGUCUCAUUCAAGCAGUUCACAUCAGCAAGAAAAUGGAGCAGAAUGCUGAUAUGAUGAAUGAUAGAAAUAAUGAAGGGAAAACAUUUAUCAGCGCCAACACCUGGGAAAUACCCGUAUCAGAAAUGACCAAAAAUAUGGUAAAUCCAAUUCGGCAAAUCUGUGACUCUCUAUUGGUGUCAUCCAAUACGAAAAAACCAUUACUUAAAUUAAACCUUGGAGAUCCGACUAUUUCUGGCGCACUACCUGUAUGUUCAACUGCGAUUCAGGCCAUAAGUGAAGCAUUAACUAGUCGUAAAUACGAGGGUUAUGCACCUGCCAUUGGAAUUCUGGAAGCUCGAGAGGCGAUAGCCCGACACUUCACACAUCCUGAAGCACCAGUUACCGCGGAUUCGGUCCUUUUAACCAGUGGUUGCUCACAUGCUAUUGAAAUGGCAAUCGAAGCGCUGGCAAAUCCAGGCGACAACAUUCUUGUACCAGCACCUGGCUUUCCCUUAUACUCAACUCUUAUUAAAUCUUCAAAUGUUGAAAGUCGUUAUUAUUACUUCGAUAUAAUGAAUGACUCGCAACUGGAUCUGGCUCAACUGAAAUCUGUGAUUGAUAACAGAACUCGUGCCAUAGUCGUCAAUAACCCUCCAAACCCAACCGGCAUAGUUUUAAGCAAAAAUCAGCUGGAAUCGAUAUUACAAGUCGCUUUUGAAAAACGGAUCCCUAUAAUUGCUGAUGAAGUUUAUGGAACGAUGACCUAUAAUGGAGCUGAAUUUCAUCCAAUAGCAACUCUGAAACCGAAAGUACCGAUACUUACUUGUGAUAGUAUUGCCAAACGGUUUCUUCUACCAGGAUGGCGACUUGGAUGGAUUAUCAUCCACGAUCGGUUGCGUUUUUCAUUGUGA
Molecule: messenger RNA, 909 nt
Organism: Brugia malayi
Lineage: Eukaryota; Metazoa; Nematoda; Chromadorea; Rhabditida; Onchocercidae
Gene: Bma-tatn-1
Exons: 5
Coding region: 1-909 (302 amino acids)
Biological process (GO): amino acid metabolic process; biosynthetic process
Molecular function (GO): pyridoxal phosphate binding; transaminase activity
Source: RefSeq, a predicted model, not a curated record